Messenger RNA from Musa acuminata AAA Group (dessert banana), 4289 nucleotides. Its product is annotated as B3 domain-containing protein Os02g0683500-like. Gene Ontology annotation, molecular function: DNA-binding transcription factor activity; DNA binding. The record is from RefSeq and is a predicted model, not a curated record. NCBI's taxonomy places the organism in Eukaryota, Viridiplantae, Streptophyta, Magnoliopsida, Zingiberales, Musaceae. The transcript has 2 exons. The coding region runs from base 371 to 1396 and encodes 341 amino acids.
GCAUGGCUAACAUACCACCAUCCUUCUUCUGGGAAACUUCUAAGGCGGUCUCGGUUGGUAGGACAAAGAAUAAGCCACGAAAACAAGCUAAUAUAGUGGUGUUACGAUGCACUCAACAUCUCAUCUCUUCUCCCAAGGGGUCAAUGGCAUCCCGCUUAAUCUACAAACCUUUCUACUCUGCAGUCAAAACUUGAGGCACCGACCCCCCGCCCCCUUUGAUUCUUUCUUUAGAUCGCAGAUCAGGAUAAUAGAAGGAAGGAAGGAAGGAAGGAAGAAAUAGGAAAAGAAGAUACUAAUAUCAGGGGAAUAGUAGCCCUCCUGCUGCUGCUGCUGCUGCUGCUAUCACUUUUAGUUGGGGUUUCUUUUGAGGAUGGAGUUCACGCAUGGAAGAAGAAAUAGGUUUUCCAUCACCGAGAAAGAAGAGAAAGGGGAAGAUUGCAGAUAUGCUGCUUUCGUACCUUCCCCUUCUUCCUCCUCGUCGCCAUCGUCCUCCUCCGCUCCUUUCAGGCGGAACGACGGCUCCUCGGCCAACGGCGACAACCUUUUUGUGGAGAAGGAGCACAUGUUCGACAAGGUGGUAACGCCAAGCGACGUCGGCAAGCUAAACCGGCUGGUGAUCCCGAAGCAACACGCCGAGAGGUACUUCCCGCUGGACGCGUCGGCCAACGAGAAGGGGCUGCUGCUCAGCUUCGAGGACCGCACCGGCAAAUCUUGGCGCUUCAGGUACUCCUACUGGAACAGCAGCCAGAGCUACGUGAUGACCAAGGGAUGGAGCCGGUUCGUCAAGGAGAAGCGGCUCGACGCCGGGGACACCGUCUCCUUCAGUCGUGGCGUUGGCGACUCCGGUCAACGCAAUCUUUACAUCGACUGGAAGCGGCGGCCGGAGAACCACGACCCGGCCCGGAUGCCCCGCGUUCCUCUCCCGGCCGUAUCCUUUGUGCGGUCGGUAGGACCGUGGGGCGGUCACCUCGUCAUGCCACCGGCGUCGGCGUACGACCACCGCCGCGAAAGCUAUGGAUACAGUGUCGCGAGCCCGAGUGCUAUCGGCAGACAGCUUCUUUUCUUUCGUUCCCCAGAGACCGGGCCGCCACCCGUGAAGGUGCAACCCAGUGGCAGUGGCGGCCUGUCCAUGGUUCUUGAACCGAUGCCGGAGGUCCACAGCCAGGCGACGGCCAAGCGUGUAAGGCUAUUCGGAGUCAACCUUGUCCGUCCCGAAUCAGAAGGCGACGGCGGCGGCGGCGACGGCGGCGAAUCUACAUCAUCUUGCCUGUUACCAUCGCAAGAAACAUCUGCUCUCCAUCUCCUCCGAUUUCAGCAUGGCAGCGUCGAGUCCUCGUUGGCAUCAUCGUCCUCGAUGAGCAAGGAGCAGCAUUCGUCGUUGGAUCUUGACCUAUGAGGAGGAAGGACCCUGCGAGGGAGCAUAUUGCCAUUCACAUCCUGAUCAAUUGGGAUGGAAAUCGAACCCGAAUAGAAUGAAAGUUUUGGAGGUUCUUUCUUUAAUCUUGUGCUUCUCUUUUACUCUUAAAAACGGAAGAACGGAUGGGUGCAUCCAAAUCAAGAGCUGGUUUAAUCCUCCAUAAUCUUCUCUUAAAAGUGUAAAUACGCUGGAAGAUUCAAAGGCUCGUAAGCCCACAACAUAGGAUUCUUUUGCUAUAAACUCUCAUGUCUUUGUUGAUCUUCCUUUGAAUUGGAGUUUAUUCCAACUCCUAAGCCAGGUUUUAACAGCGUCGUCUCUCUCAGAAGAUUCCAAACUAGUCGAUUCGGCAUUCCUUAAAAUGGAGGACAGACAGUUCUGGAGCAAAUAGAGGUCAGAUCGCAAUCCUUCUCUGUCCAUUUUCCUAUCUUGCAUUUACCGGGAUUACUUUUUGGUCUGCUGUGGCAGCGUUACAAUACUUUCAUCCAUGCACUAUGGGUAGCUUAGGACACGACUCCAUACACCUGCAUAUGUUUUCUUCCUUCCCUUCCUUUUAGCUGAAUGUCUUGUAGAACUUGUGUCACCGAAGGAAGUUGCAGAAGGAUGAAUUACCUGCUCCUCAUUUAAUUAAAGGCUGUUAAAGUUGGAUUAUCCUUGCUUUUGCUGCAAAUUUAUUGAGUUCUACCUGUUGAUAUAUGUACACAAAGGUGCGAUGUUCUCCAUAGUUUCAUGCUUUUACUGGAUUAUUAAUCUUCUUACUCCCAAAAUUAAACGGAGAAGUUCAUAUGAUUUACAUGUAAAUGAAACUUUGAAGGCAAAAAUAAUCUACAUGUUUAGUAGCUUUAUCCCAAUCUUUUCCCUACAAGUAUUUCGUUGUCUCUAGCAAUUUUCACUCAAAAAUUGCUCCUUACAAUUUUCAUUAGAAGAAAAUCUCCUUAUAUGUUCCGUUUAAAAUGUUAAUUAGUGAUUAACUAGCCAUUAAUGCUUCCAAUCUCGUGAAGGUUAAUUAGUAAUUAAUCUGAUCGAAAGCUGGUAUUGUUCUAUCAGUCAUGCCAUGUUCAUUCAUUGCUGAUGCUACAAGAGAGUGACAUUUAUAUCACUUUACCGUAAUGCUACAGACUGGUCCCAUGAAACUCUUCCACCGAAAGCAAGGUUAGAAAGACAACAACAUGGCUACUACUAACAUUUUAUUUCAUUUCUCCGGACUAUAAUAAGAUCGUAAUUGGCUCCUACUUGAACAAAGAGAUACCUUCUUUUAGUUUUACAUGGUUGUGCACAUGAGUACAACAUCAUGCGGUGAUGAAUAGCUUGUGCUUAUCGACGCAGAAUAAAACAAGGUUCAUUCAUGCAUAUUAUAUGGGUCUUCUCAUUGUUUCUUCGGAAAAUGCUAGUUAUGACUUGGAAAAUUUUGCGCUUGCGAUACCGAUGUUGAUUAAGGAAUAACUCAUUGUCAAUUUGUCUAGUACAGUGUCGGAUACAUACCUAAGUAUUUGAAGAAAUUGUGUGGUAUUCGUGUUGAUUAAUGUUAUAUUGGUCAUGAACAUAUAUAUUAUAGGUUUGGCAUUGUACGUAAUCAAUUCACUUACUUUCAAAUGGUCGUACUUUGAUAUGCUAAUCGAGUUUUAUAUAAGUACUUUUUCUAAGUCUUAUUUAUUUGGUCAUCUUGGCAUGCUAGUUUUAUUUAGGGCAUCUCUCAACAUGCCAUGGCGGAAUCCCUUUGCUUUUGCAACAUCAAUGAAUUUUGCUCACAUGAUAGCAUACUGUGAAACUAAUUAAGAUGCAAUCCUUGCAUAUAGAAUGGACAUGUUAUUGAUUGAUCACACAUGUUAUUGAUCUGAUUUGAAGACGUCUAUUGAGGGGGAAGAAUUGCUAUUAUUGUACUAUGUAUCAAGAUGAAUGAGCAUGCACAUGACAAUAGGUUUGGUCCUUUGAAUUUGAGAUGAUAGUUAACAACUUUAGAUAGAACAGCCAUUGAAUCAGUCUUCUUUUGUCUUGAUCACAAGAUCACAAAAAAUGGUCAUGUAAUUUGCAGAAAACAAUACAUUGGCACAGUUGAAAAACUUGUAAAUGCAUAUGUAACCUAAAGAUAUGAUGUCUAUUACAAUAUUAUAUUUUUCAUAGACCUUUUAGACAGCUGAAUGGUAUUGCUAUUGGUCAUGAAUUAUGACUCCAUCUCUGAGGCCAUGAUGAUGCAUUAUGAAAUUUAAUUUGGUGAACCAGUUGAGUAUGUAUGUUUGGGCAACGAACAUCAUCCGUAUUGCUAAUUGUCACAGCAUGCGAAAUAGGGUAUUCUUCUAUGGUUAAAGAACUUGCAAUUUAUAGAGAUUAAAGCUUUGGGGCCACAAUGGUGUCAAUUUCAUUUAUCAUAGCUUUGGGGCCAUAAUGUUAAACGUUGGAUUAGAGUGAUUCCAAUUCCCUCAGAUAAGACUCCUAUUGUUCAGUUUGAUGUUUGCACUCCUAUAAACUAAUCUCACUAAUAAGCAUCAUAAUCGCGUGUCUUAGUUUUCUAACUCGCAAUUUACUUAUAUCUUUUAGAUAUCAUGAGCCUCUUCUUGAAGUGUCCGUAUAAACUAUUGCAAUUCGACGUAUGUUGGAUAUCUGAGAGUACUGACUGGUGGCUUCUUGAAGCACAAUUUAGAACUUUUCCUUGAAAGGAAGGUUUCCUGUGAAGACCUGCAGAAAGCGAAUAUGAUGGUAAUUCUUGAUCUGAUCUGAACAUUGGUAUCAUAUAGUUUGAUCUCUAGAACUGAGCAAUUUGUAGAAUUGACCAAUAACAACAAAGAAAGAUAGGAUGAAACUUGGACUGAAUUGUCAGAAGCAGUGACAGGAAAUUAAGGAUGGACAGAGUAGUUAUAAAUAAUGUUCGUUGUCUUCA